GUUAUAUCCCAUUGUACAGAUAUUUUGGGGGUAUUUUGAGUUGGGGCAUACUGAUGACGUAGUCAAGUCUCCUCCUUCGGUGAUGCAGGAAGAUGGGAAACGGUUUUAUUGAUACUCCGCGUAGUUGUAAAAUUCGCGGAGGAAAACUGGAAUGUAUACUGAAUUUGGAACAAUGUGAAUUUAUCCCUCGUUAAAGUGGAAACAUGGGCCAGAGGCUAGUAGAUAAGCAAGGACAGCAGAGUCAGAGGAUGGUGAUCUUUGGAGCCAUCUUCCUGCUGAUGACUCUACUGAUACUCUACAGCUCUAACAGUGGAAAUGACAUCUACAGUCCAUUCCGUAACAGUUACCACCACAUCGUAAAGUCCACUGACCUUAAGAAAUGGGCUGGCAAGGAGGGCUAUGUGGCUGUGUAUGGCAAUAAGAGCAUGACUCUCCACUGCCAUGAAUGUGCAUUGGUUACCAGCUCCAGCCACAUCCUUGGUAGUGGCGUAGGGGAUGAGAUUGACCGCACGGAGUGUGUGAUUCGCAUGAACGAUGCACCCACUUCUGGCUUCGAGCAGGAUGUAGGGAACCGCAGCACAGUGCGGGUGGUAGCCCAUUCCAGUGUGUUCCGGGUGGUCCGGCGUCCCAGUGAGUUCCUCAACAAGACCCCUGAUAUGGUGAUGGUGUUUUGGGGGCCCCCAACCAAGAUUGGCAAAGAUGCCAAAGGCACCCUGUUCCGGCUGAUCCAAAGAGUCAGCAUGACCUUCAGCAACCUCUCCAGUUUCACCAUUGCACCCAGCAAGAUGAGAAAAUUUGACAGCCUCUUCCAGAGGGAGACUGGCCGAGACAGAGAAAAGUCACGGUCAUGGCUGAGCACUGGGUGGUUUACCAUGGUGAUUGCCAUUGAGAUUUGUGACAACAUUCACGUGUACGGGAUGGUUCCUCCUAAUCAUUGUAGUAGGAGACCACAGCCCAAAAAAAUGCCCUAUCAUUAUUAUAAGCCCAGAGGCCCAGAUGAAUGUGUGACCUACCUUCAAAACGAGAAGGGACGACGAGGCAAUCAUCAUCGCUUCAUCACCGAGAAACAAGUGUUUGCACGAUGGGCCAAGCUGUAUAACAUAACCUUCUCACAUCCCAAGUGGUGACUUCUGGAAGAUGUUAAGAAGAAUGGUUGGAGAAAAAGGGGGCUAAGGUGUCUGGUGGGGUUGCCUGGACUCUGUGAGACCACACGCGCAUGUAUUUAGUUCUAGCCGUGGUCCCUUGUAGAGCCACAUUCAAUAGAGGAUUUCAUACCUCCCUUUUCUGGUCUCUUUUGACAAAUCAUCUUUGUGGAGGUAAGGUCAAGGGUAGACGUGAAAAUAAGAAGAGACGAGUUGAAAGUGCAGAUUCAGAGAAAUAAUUAAUUUCCCCCAUAAAUCUGUAACGCAUGGGACAUUGAGUGUUCUUCUAUCUAAAACAUACAAAACGAGAGCCAAACAGAGCAGACUUAUUUUUGCUAGGUCUGAAUAUGAACCUCAUGGAGUAGGCUGAGGUUAAUGGAGGAAAGUUUUGUACAAGUUGGUUUCCUAAAGAUGUAUUUUUACAUGUUUAUAGUGCUUUUUUAACAAAGAAAAAAAGGUCCAGAGAACAAAAUAACAUUCACAAAUUCAUCAGAUAACUUGAGUAAAAACGAGCAGAAAAAUUAUGCCUGAAACACAGAGAUAAGAGGACUUAUUAGUAUGCUUUGUAUAUUAAGCAAGCAUAUCCAUAAACCCAUAUACACAUGGUUUUUCUGAAAGGCAGCCUGGUAAUGAUCAUUGCUUACAAGUACCAAAAACGUGAUACUGGCUUGAUCUACAGCCCAUAUUUUGCCAUUUUAUUUGUGCAUCAAGUCACUAUUCUGUGUUUGUGGAAAGAUAAUGGUUUGUCCAAGGUACCAAGAAAUGUUUUUUUAUGAAACUGUUUUAGUUCACCAACUGACAAAUGUUGGAUUCUCUGCACUAUGUAAGACAAAGACUUGUGAGGCAUGCAGCUAUUUGAUGUUUGAAUGAUGUAAAGAAUGUAUUAUUCACAUUAAUGUAGUAUUUGUGACACCAUUUUGUCACUCAUUUGAAUGUUCUGUAAAGUGAGACAAUUUGAUUGUGGAGUCUUCACAUUACAUAAAUUUGAGCAUAUUUAAA
This is a messenger RNA of Anguilla rostrata (American eel), 2141 nucleotides long. RefSeq names its product ST6 (alpha-N-acetyl-neuraminyl-2,3-beta-galactosyl-1,3)-N-acetylgalactosaminide alpha-2,6-sialyltransferase 6 (gene st6galnac6). NCBI's taxonomy places the organism in Eukaryota, Metazoa, Chordata, Actinopteri, Anguilliformes, Anguillidae. Gene Ontology annotation, biological process: ganglioside biosynthetic process; oligosaccharide metabolic process. Gene Ontology annotation, molecular function: alpha-N-acetylgalactosaminide alpha-2,6-sialyltransferase activity. The coding region runs from base 204 to 1127 and encodes 307 amino acids. The transcript is spliced from 6 exons. The record is from RefSeq and is a predicted model, not a curated record.